Lepisosteus oculatus (spotted gar) is the source of this 3051-nucleotide messenger RNA. NCBI's taxonomy places the organism in Eukaryota, Metazoa, Chordata, Actinopteri, Semionotiformes, Lepisosteidae. The record is from RefSeq and is a predicted model, not a curated record.
AUGCUGGUAGGCAGGAAGUUCAUCACGACGCCGCUGGCCCGGUGCUCGGCCAGGCUGAAGGUGCACUGGCUGACGGACAGGGAGCCGGCUGGCAGUGUGGUUCAGGAACUGGCCAGCUGGGAUUGGGUCCACACCUACAAGGUCCAGUUCAGUAAUGACACGUACACCUGGACCCCAAGCAUGAACGGCACCCAGGAGGCUAUAUUUGAAGGCAACAUUGAUGCAGAAACGCCUGUCCUGGCGGCCCUGCCGCAGCCAGUGGUGGCGCGUUACAUCCGCAUCAACCCUCAGACCUGGUACGAGAACGGCACAGUGUGUCUGCGCGCAGAGGUCCUGGGCUGCCCUCUGCCAGAUCCAAACAAUAUCUACACCUGGGAGAGUGAGCAGGGCUCCGCGGACAAACUGGACUUCCGGCACCACAACUACAAGGAGAUGAGAAAGCUCAUGAAAGAAGUGACUGAGGAAUGCCCUGACAUCACUCGCAUCUACAGCAUUGGGAAGAGCUACAUGGGUUUCAAGCUGUACGUCAUGGAGAUCUCUGAUAACCCAGGGAAGCACGAAUUAGGAGAGCCGGAGUUCCGCUACGUGGCCGGGAUGCACGGGAACGAGGCGCUGGGCCGCGAGCUCCUGCUCAACCUGAUGCAGUACAUGUGCCGCGAGUACAAGAGGGGGAACCCGCGCGUUGUGCGGCUGGUCGAGGAGACGCGCAUCCACCUCCUGCCCUCCAUGAACCCCGACGGCUACGAGGCCGCUUACGAAAAGGGCUCAGAGCUGGCCGGCUGGGCUUUGGGUCGCUACAGCGUCGAGGGAAUCGAUAUGAACCACAACUUCGCGGACCUCAAUUCGGUCAUGUGGGAGUCGCAGGAGAGGGAGCAGGACAAAACGAAAGCGGUCAAUCAUUACAUUCCCAUUCCCGAAUACUACACUUUGGAGACGGCCUUUGUUGCCCCAGAAACUCGCGCGGUGAUUAACUGGAUGGAGAAAAUUCCUUUCGUCCUGAGUGCCAACCUUCAUGGUGGAGAGCUGGUGGUCACCUACCCGUUCGACAUGACCCGCGACUGGGCUCCGAAAGAGCUGACGCCCACUGCGGACGACAGCUUCUUCCGCUGGCUGGCCACUGUCUACGCCACCACCAACCGCGUAAUGGCCAACCCAGACCGCCGGGACUGCCACUACGAGGACUUCAAGCAGCACAACAACAUCAUCAACGGAGCCAACUGGCACACUGUGCCGGGCAGUAUGAAUGACUUCAGCUACCUGCACACCAACUGCUUUGAGGUGACUGUCGAGCUGUCCUGCGACAAGUUCCCCCACGCCAGCGAGCUGCCCACCGAGUGGGAGAACAACAGGGAGUCACUGCUGAUCUACAUGGAGCAGGUGCACAGGGGCCUUAAGGGUGUCGUGAGAGACAAGGACACGCAGGCCGGCAUCGCUGACGCCAUCGUUUCUGUGGACGACAUCGACCACGACAUCAGGACCGCCUUCGACGGGGACUACUGGCGCCUGCUGAACCCCGGGGAGUAUGAGGUGACGGUCAGGGCGGAGGGAUACAUCCCCGCCAAGAGGAUGUGCCGCGUGAACUACGAGGGCCACCCCACCAUCUGCGACUUCGAGCUGAGCAAGACCUUCAAGCAGCGGCUGCGGGAGAUCCUGGCCAAGGGAGGGAAGGUCCCGCAGGACAUGCAGCUGCGCCUGCGCAUGCUCCGGCUGCGCAAGCUGAGGGCCUCCACCAAGGCCAUAAACCGGCGGCGCCGGCAGUAGCCAGCCUCCUCCCGGCCGGUCCCAGGACACGCCGACGGUACCUCCGCGCUGCGUCUCAUCCACAACUUGUUUUUAAAUCGAACCAGAAACUGGGCUGUGGAAUUGACACCUUUAAUCCGGCAUAUCAGAUGGGAUGCACUGUCGAAACCUGACCAGCUAGUGAGCUACGAGGCUCUCGCGCACUCGGGGGAACUCCCCAGCGGCCAGCGUUUCUUUGGUGCCUUUUUACACCAAGGGUAGCGGGGGCCUGGAACAAGCCACCUGGUCAUGUUGUGGAAGCCAAUAACCUGGCUUCUCUCAGGAAGGAACAUUUUGAUCCUCGGUUCAGACCCUGGCAGACUAGAUGGACCCAAUGGCCCCUUCUCGUUUGUAAACUUUGUUUUUGUAAAAAAAAAGAAAAAAAAAAAAAGAAGCUGAAAUCAUGUAGAGUUCCUUCCUAGUAGGCCAAAACAUCUUUUCCAAGGAGACUUGCGUAGGACGUCCCAGCGGCCCUUCAGUCCUCAAAGCGGAGGCCAGACCCAGGAGGGCUCCUGCCCCACUUGGUUGAGGCAGAUCUGACAAAAGUCUUACACCACCCCCCCCACUCCUGCCCCAAAUCAUCCUUCAGUCAAUAACCUUCUAAAGGGCUCUGAUGAAGGAAGGGUAGCCAGAGCUCUGUGUGAGAAGCAGGGGGUUUCGGCCAAGGGGUGCGAUAUGCAGCCCCCAAAGAGACAUCUUAGCUAGGCUUCCACUGAAAUACUACUGCUACUGUCUGUAGAUUGCAUGAACCACGCAUGAACCACGCGUCCCUGUGGGUCUGUCUCUGGUCUUCAUGCGGUAUAAAAUUAACACAGUGAAAUAUGUUGCAUUUUAAUUACACAGUUUAGCACCAGUCCUCAUCCCUUUUCAAAAAAAGUGUUUGAAUCCGGACUCAUGUGAAGUGGACUGUCUCCUCGAAAACAUCCCAGGCCUUUUAUUAAGGAAUGAUACAUGAUUCAUACACCUCUCCACUUUAAAAAAGAAAAGCCCAAAAGAGUUAAAGAGAGGGUAGUGGAGAGUUAGAAUCAAAUAGCAGAAUUAGUAGAAGUUCUGAUUUUUUAUUGAAUAAAAAUGUGGGAGGAAAGAUUAACUGUGCCGGUCUGUCGCCCUGAAAAAGUCCCAGUGUGACAGAUUGGUAUUUGGUGAAUCAAAAGAGAUACGAGGUGGUUGCAAAGAAAGCAAAGUCUGUUUAAAGAUGUGAAAUUCGCACACACGAAGAAGAGUGCUCGAUCCUUACAGUCUGGAACUGGGAAGAACAUUUAAUGUGGGAUA